AUGACCGAGGAGGCCGACAAGGAGUACAUCAAGCUGAAGGUCGUCGGCCAAGAUUCAAAUGAGGUCCACUUCCGCGUCAAGUUCGGCACGUCGAUGGCCAAGCUGAAGAAGUCGUACGCCGAGCGGACAGGCACCGCCGUUAACUCAUUGCGCUUCCUCUUCGACGGACGCCGCAUCAACGACGAGGACACGCCCAAGAGUAUGGAGAUGGAAAACGACGACGUCAUUGAGGUCUACGCCGAGCAGCUCGGAGGCGCCCGCCAA
Mesorhabditis spiculigera is the source of this 264-nucleotide messenger RNA. The record is from the annotation of a GenBank genome assembly. Lineage: Eukaryota; Metazoa; Nematoda; Chromadorea; Rhabditida; Rhabditidae.